AGCAUACGCCUACGCGGUCUGCACAGUGCAUACUGUACAGACAGACGCGUACAGCUGUUGAUGUUAGUCGUCUCGUUGCCGUUGACUGUAGCUGAUCUGCCGUUAUUUUGUCCGGACUUCCCCUCGAAAACAAUAGCGCAUUUGCCGACUUUCGUUAACAACACGAUUAUUGUACACCGCUACAGGUAAGUCGAUUUUGUUUCAAUUUACCCGCAUAUACUGAUAUUCUACAUAAUAUAUGUGUAAUACAACACGCUUACGGGAUUCGCCCGGCAAUCGGUUUUUCCCAGUGUCAAAUCUAGGGCAGUGUGCUACUUAUCCACGGCAGUCCCAUGAUCUACGCGCACGACGUAGAACUGUCGUUGAACCACGUUAACGAGCGGAUCGAUCGAGUUAUUUAUCCUCUUGCUUUGAUUUUUUUUGUUUUUUAUUUUUAUCUAGCUUUGUUUUGUUCCGUAGUGUACUUUUGUACUCAGGAUUUGUUGUGACGCCCUGAAUAGUGAGUUGAUCGCCGUAUCCUGGUGUGGAUACUGAUUGUAUUCACGUUAAACAUCCAAGAUGAUAUGGUUUGUGAUUCUGCCAGCCAUACUUGCUGCUAAUACUAACGGUUCGAUUUUCAAUGAGUUUAUUGAUUUUGAAGAGAUUUCAGAUAUUUUUGGUUUAUCAAACUGUGUUGAAGGCUAUCUGAUGGCCGGUGCAAUAGUUUUGAAUUCUGAUAGAAAUUCAUACUCCCAGUCAAAUGUAUCAUUACAAAAUGAAUACUCAUCAAACAAUGCUUCUGUUGAUAAAGAUAAAACUCCUAUGUGCUUAGUAAAUGAAUUGGCACGAUUUAAUAAGAUAAAACAUCAAUAUAAAUUAACUAAUGAACAAGGCCCACCACACAAAAAGAAAUUUACUGUUACCUUACAAUUAGGAAAUGAAGAAUAUAAUGCAGAUGCUAUGAGCAUAAAGAAAGCACAACAUGCUGCAGCUGCUUUAGCAUUGACAAAAACCAAUUAUAAACAACCUCAAACCAAAAUGAAAUUAAAAGCUUCUGAUAAUAUUACACCGACGGUUGAGCUUAAUGCUUUAGCAAUGAAACGUGGUGAAGUAACAGUUUAUACUGUUAUAGAAACACCUCAAUAUUUGGCAACAUCCCAAACCCCAAGUACAAUGUAUAAUGGUUAUAGACCAGAAAUGUACUCUCAUGCAAGAACGGCGGGACCAUAUAAUAACUACAAUAACAUUGUUACUAGAGGUGGUCCACGAUGUUUGCCAUAUGUUCCAAAUUUUUAUAACCCACGUUUUACAGUUUCUCAGGUUCCACCAACUAAUAAUUAUAUUAAACCUGAAGUAAAACCUGUAGGAAUUUAUAAGGUCAAACUCAAAAUUGGUAAACAUGAAUUUAUUGGGCAAGGUAAUACUAAUCAAGCCGCAAGACAUGAUGCAGCGUUAAAAGCUUUAAUGCAAAUAAAAAACGAAGAAAAGAAUGAAAAUAUAAAAGAAGUUUUAAAAUCUGGUGAUUCUAAAUCGGUAAUUUCACAAGUCUAUGAAGUAGCUCUAAAAAUGAAGUUACCUAUCAAAUUUGAAGUUUUGAAAGAAGAAGGACUACCUCACAUGAAAACAUAUAUUACUAAAUGCACUGUAGGCACAUUCAAUGCUACUGGUGAAGGCAAUGGAAAAAAGCUUUCAAAGCGCCGUGCAGCAGAAACAAUGCUACAAACUUUAAAAGAAGCUAAUGAGUCUCUUUUAGAAGAUGAAAAUAGUUCUCCAACAUUGCCAUUGCCACCAAAAAAUCGUUAUAAAAUGCCCAGAAGGAAAAAUAAGAAUCUUAUCAAGGAAACAAAACCAAAUUCAGAGAAUAUUGAACCUAUGGAUGGUUCUUAUCGAACUGAGGAUACUGAUCCGGUGGCAAAAUUAUUUAAAAUACAGGCAUCUAAAAAAGAAAAAGAACCUUUAUAUGUUCUUAAAGAUGACAUUAUACACUCCAAUCGAAAAAAAGAAUUUAUAUUUGAAGUUUCAAUUGGACAAAAUUCAGCAUUGGGUAAAGGACCAAAUAAAAAGGAUGCUAAACGCAAUGCAGCUGAAAAACUAUUGAUAGAAAUGGGUUAUGAAAGUGAACUUAAAAGACGUACCAUUAAAAAUAAUGAUUUGCCUUUGGCGAGUCAUGAGAACAAAGCAAAUAUUGAUAGUCCACGGAAAAGUGGGAGACAAAUUGCUCCUGGUGUCUUACUUGUUUCACCUGAAACAUCAAUAGCCAAUAAACCUAGUCAAGGAAAUUAUGGUGUUCCUUUAGUAACAGUUGCUAGUAACAUGGCUAGUGACUUCUCAGUUAAGAAUUAUCAUCCGACUAAACAGCUGGAUUAUUAUUCACAAUUGUUAGGCUUCAAAGUGCAGUAUUCUGAUUUCCCAAAGGGGAAUCACAAAGAUUACCUGACAUUGGUGUCAUUAUCAACAAUGCCUCCCCAGAUAUGUCAAGGAUCUGGUUCUACUUCAGAACAGUCACGUAAUGCUGCUGCUUUAAAUGCUAUCAGUUCAUUAGUAAAUCUUAAUAUUCCAUCAGAUCAAGAAACACAAGGUCCUGUAAAUGGAUUUUCUAUUCAACAAAACCAUUUUAAUAAUAAUCCUAUAACCAGGCUAAGUUAAUAAUUGUUUUCUUAAAUACUUUUAUUAUGUUUAUUUGUUUAUUUAACUGGUAAAAACGUAGCUUACUUUAAGUUUGUUAUAUUUGUUUAAAAAGGUAUUAGUUUUAGUUGAUAUUUUCUAU
Messenger RNA from Sipha flava (yellow sugarcane aphid), 2746 nucleotides. RefSeq names its product double-stranded RNA-binding protein Staufen homolog 2 (gene stau). The record is from RefSeq and is a predicted model, not a curated record. The transcript has 12 exons. Bases 559 to 2625 code for a protein of 688 amino acids. Lineage: Eukaryota; Metazoa; Arthropoda; Insecta; Hemiptera; Aphididae.